Molecule: messenger RNA, 705 nt
Organism: Mycosarcoma maydis (corn smut)
Lineage: Eukaryota; Fungi; Basidiomycota; Ustilaginomycetes; Ustilaginales
Exons: 1
Coding region: 1-705 (234 amino acids)
Source: RefSeq, a predicted model, not a curated record
AUGGCGGCCAAGACACGAAAGACUGCUGCAGCGUCUUGCAAGGCUGGUGCAUCGUCUGACCACCUCCACCCAUCCUCGGCUGCUACUGCGAAAGCGCCAUCGAGCAGCCCCAGUGUCGGCACAACGUCCACAGGCGGCGCACGAGGCACAUACAUUCCACUCAAAUCUGCACAGCGCGAGAAGAACGCAUACGAACGAGCGAACAGCUGGACGUGGAACCCGAUUCGCAUCAUUGAGCGAACCCUCUUCCGAGCCUACUGGAACAUCGAGGGCACGUUUGUGCUGUCGAUGCUCGAGGUGUGGGAGGUGUUUCUGGUGAUUGUCGUGUUCUGCCUGCUUACGUUGCUGUUGUGGUAUUCGUUGAUUCACUACUUCCCUCGUCAUGCCCAGCAGGUGGCUACACGUGCACUGUAUUACGUCUACGGUAACUCGCCCCCUCCCCAACUCGCCGCUGCUGUAACCGUUGCCGACCCGACAAGCACAGCAAACGCUUCACUCCACUCUGCAGCCACAGCCGCAGCCGCAUCAGCAUCAGCAACAGAAGGCGUCCUCGAAAAACUCAUCACCUCCAGUAACCAGCUCUGGGCUAGUCUGGACGCCGAAAACGCCGCCAAGGACGCUAACCCGGAAGUGCUCGAUACGCUGAUCAGCAACUUGAACAAGGUCAAGCAAAUGAUGCGCAGCGCGGCCAAGACCGACCUCUAG